GAGAAUCAGAGAUAGGUUUGAUAAUCAUGUUUGCUGACCGCUUCCAGAUGAACUACAUAAUUGCAAACAUGUAAGUCGAUGGAGCUUUACUCAGUUUAAUUGCAAGAAAAAGAUAAGUUAGUUGCACAUUUUCAUUCAGUUGAGUUAUAUCUUUUUCCAAGAAUGGAUGGUUCAUUUCGUGUUUUGGCUAUUCAAAGUCAUGUAGCUCAUGGCUAUGUAGGUAACAAAUGUGCCGCUUUUCCUCUGCAGGUUCUCGGCUUCGAGGUGGACAACAUAAACUCGGUUCAGUUUUCCAACCACACCGGUUAUGAAAAUGGCUUCAAAGGACAAAUGUUAAACGAGAAAGAGCUCUCUGAACUGUACUCCGGGCUAGAGGGCAAUAAUCUGCAUCUGUUGUAUACACAUCUGCUAACAGGUUAUGUUCGAGAUCCAUGCUUUCUGAAAGAAAUUGCCUCAAUUUUGAAAUCACUCAAAUCGACUAACCCAAAACUAAUUUAUUUAUGCGAUCCAGUAAUGGGCGAUGACGGUUUCAUGUACGUUCCCAAGGAGCUGUUGCCCAUCUAUCGGAAUGAAAUUAUUCCGUUGGCUGACAUUGCAACUCCGAACCAAUAUGAAGCAGAACUUUUAACGGAACGUUCGAUCAAAAGUGAAGCCGAAGCACGUGGUGCCAUGGAAUGGUUUCACCGAAAAGGAGUUGAAACGGUUUGCAUAUCUUCGGCUGAAUUUGAAAAACCCAAUACGCUGUACGCUUUUGUCAGUCAUGAAAAUGAAAACUCAUCUCAACGUUAUUGCAUAGAAAUUCCUAAACAGGGCAAUGGUAUUCGAUUUACCGGAACCGGAGAUCUGUUCGCAGCUCUUUUCCUGGCUCACGCUACAUUAACUGGCUUUGAUAUGAAAACAACCUUGGAGAAAACUGUGGCCACUGUGCAGGCCGUCAUAGGAAAUACCCUGGAGAACAUACCAGAACCUGUUAAAGAGGGCAAAGUUAAAGUUACAUCGGCACAGCGUGAGCUGAAGCUGAUUCAAACCAAAAGUAGGAUUGAAUGUCCGGAAAUUAAGUUACUUUGUCAACCGUUUUGAUAAAAUUAUAUUACCUUGAAAAAGGGG
Uranotaenia lowii is the source of this 1107-nucleotide messenger RNA. Its product is annotated as pyridoxal kinase-like. Bases 163 to 1080 code for a protein of 305 amino acids. The record is from RefSeq and is a predicted model, not a curated record. Gene Ontology annotation, molecular function: pyridoxal kinase activity. The transcript has 4 exons. Gene Ontology annotation, biological process: pyridoxal 5'-phosphate salvage. Gene Ontology annotation, cellular component: cytosol. Lineage: Eukaryota; Metazoa; Arthropoda; Insecta; Diptera; Culicidae.